UCGAGCAGCAGGUGAAUCCUUACGCACAGAACUCCUGAGACCAAAGCAGAAAGCUUCACCAUACACUUCACUUCAGUUCAGCUCAGAAUACUGCAAAUAAUUGUGCACGAUGGAGUACCGCAACGGCAUGGACAUGAACAGCGUGACCGAGCUGAUGUACCAUAACGGCUGUAACAGCGACAGCACCGUGCAGCAGCUGAAACGGGGUGAAGCUGCGUGCUUGAAGGCGGAGGAGCAGCGCAUGGCGACCAUGCAGUCAGCCUACUCCAACAUCCUGUGCGCUGUCGGAGAGGACACUGAGCGUGAUGGACUGCUUAAAACUCCUCUCCGAGCCGCCAAGGCCAUGCAGUUCCUGACCAAAGGAUACCACCAAGACAUCUACGAGGUCCUUAAUAAUGCCAUUUUUGAAGAAGAUCAUGACGAGAUUGUAAUAGUGAAAGACAUUGACAUGUUCUCACUUUGUGAACAUCAUCUUGUACCAUUCUUCGGCAAGGUCCACAUAGGGUAUUUGCCAAGAAAGAAAGUGGUCGGACUUAGUAAACUUGCUAGAAUUGUAGAAGUCUACAGCCGCAGAUUGCAAGUACAAGAGCGUCUGACGAAGCAAAUCGCCACAGCCAUCUUUGAAGCCUUGAAGCCAGCAGGAGUAGCAGUAGUCAUUGAAGCGGUUCACAUGUGCAUGGUCAUGCGUGGUGUGCAGAAGAUGAACAGCCGUACCAUGACCAGUACCAUGCUGGGGGUAUUCAAAGACGAUCCGAAGACUCGUGAUGAGUUUUUGGCACUGACCAAGAGCAGUUAGUGUCCCUCUGCUCCUUCAUUAAAAUGUCAUCUUGACAUGAAACACCAGCAAAGCAAUUUUGCACCUAACUGAGCCUAACACUCACUUCUUUUGUCAUUCACACAUCCUAAAUGUGCUUGAUGUUAGGGCAACACUUGCUGUUACAUCAAUGUAAUCAUAAAUACUCCAUUACAGAGGCAAUUAUUUUAUUAUUAACUUAUAUUCAUUUUUAUUUAGGUAACCUUAAGGCAUUUUGCCAUGUUGAUAUAUACCUAUAGUAUAAUUUUUAUUACUUUAUAGCUGCUUGAAAAACUAAUGAAUGCUUUAUUUUUGAUUUAGUACUAUUUUAACAAAGUUUUUUAAUUUAUAAAUGUCAAGUAUGACUCACUGUUAUGUGUGUUAUGCUAUGUACUUAAGUGAAUUUAAUCCCUCUUUCUUGUCUGAUCAAUAUUUAUGAGAUGUGUAAACGUACUGUCACGAUGCAGGACAAAGGCGAGUGAGGAUCCAAAUGCAGAUUUUAGAGUUUUUAAUCAUACAAAACACAAAUGCAGCUAAACAGACAGGCAGACAGAACAAGGCAGCAAAACAGGGCUAACAGGAAACGGCACACCAACAUCCAACAUGCAAAAAUGACCAACACCAGGGAAGUGAACAAACAGAGUAUAUAUAGCUGACAGGAACCAAUGACAAAGCAGAGACAAUCAAAGACAAAGACAACACACCUGAGGAGAUGAAUGAGUACAAUUAAUGUCCAUGGGAACAAAAGAGUGGGCGGAGCAAACAAUUAACAACCGGGAAAGACAGCAGACAGAAACAGGACAGAAACACAGACAGACUCAUUACAGAGCCCCCCCCCUAGGAGUGGAUUCCAGACACUCCAACGCAGAACCGGAGGGCGGCGGAGCGGAGGCGGAACAGGGGGCGGGAAGGC
Tachysurus vachellii is the source of this 1706-nucleotide messenger RNA. It is a transcript of the gene gch2, whose product is annotated as GTP cyclohydrolase 2. Lineage: Eukaryota; Metazoa; Chordata; Actinopteri; Siluriformes; Bagridae. Gene Ontology annotation, biological process: tetrahydrofolate biosynthetic process; tetrahydrobiopterin biosynthetic process. Gene Ontology annotation, cellular component: cytoplasm. The coding region runs from base 110 to 796 and encodes 228 amino acids. The transcript is spliced from 6 exons. Gene Ontology annotation, molecular function: GTP cyclohydrolase I activity; GTP binding; zinc ion binding. The record is from RefSeq and is a predicted model, not a curated record.